AUGGUGGCGGCGCUGAACCAUCCUGCCAACCAGGCCGAUGGCACCUCCUUUCUGGAGUCACAAAUGGCGCUGGGGCGCUGGUCCAUGCAAGUGCUGCACUACCCUGCCAAGGACUUGUCCGAGCAUCAUCAGUUCUUGCAGAUCCUAGCCAACAGCGAUGAAUCCUCGAUCCGCAACAUGCGCCUGACCGAGAACAUGUGUGAGGGCAGCUCCUUCGUCGCAGCCUACCGGGG
Molecule: messenger RNA, 233 nt
Organism: Symbiodinium pilosum
Lineage: Eukaryota; Dinophyceae; Suessiales; Symbiodiniaceae
Source: the annotation of a GenBank genome assembly